AUUUUGCAUAUCCCGCUAUCUAGACGCUAAAUUGUGUGUACACAUCAUAUGUGCACGCUGGAGAAAGAGAGGAAACUGUGGGAGUGAAUUGGAGUUUAGAGAAAGCAUCCACUCCUCCACUCGUAUGUUAAAUAUAUCCACAAUCCUGUUUCUGUUCAUUUGUGCAUAAAGCCUUAAAAUCAAACACAAGAAACAAAAAUGAAGCUUGCUUCCUUGAUUUCUGGUUGCACUGAUUACGCUCUCUUCCUCUCCAAUAAGGAUAACGUGAAAAGGGUAGAGAAUCCCAUUCCUAGAAAAGAGAAAGAAGUGAAGUUUUACAAGAACUUGGCUCCUCCUCUUGUGGCCACGUUUCUAGUCUUAUCUCCAAUUUGCAGCACACCAGUUUCAAGUGCUCAAACCAUUGAUAUUCAGAAAGGAGCCACAUUGUUUCGUCAAGCUUGUAUUGGAUGUCACGAUGCAGGAGGAAACAUAAUACAACCAGGGUCAACUUUAUUUACAAAGGAUUUACAGAGAAAUGGAGUUGAUACAGAAGAAGCGAUCUACCGUGUCACAUACUAUGGAAAAGGAAGAAUGCCAGGCUUUGGUAAAGAGUGCAUGCCACGGGGUCAGUGCACAUUCGGAGCUCGUUUGGAAGAUGAAGAGAUCAAGAUAUUGGCAGAGUUUGUCAAGUUACAGGCUGAUCAAGGGUGGCCAAGUAUAGAAAGUGAAGAAAAAUGAUUUAGCUAUUAGCUUCUGUUCCAUCUUUUCACAAUAAAUAGGUACAUAAUGAUUGGUUUACAGGUUAUUUUGAUCUUACGCAUGUAAGCAGACAUAUAUGGGUCGAAAUUUUGGGUUUAUUUCAAUAAAUUUUGAUAAGUUUUGAGUUUUGAAUUAUUAUUUCAAAUUACCAACAAUUAAGGCAAACAAAAGCCCUACCAACUAUAGGCAUAUUUGUUUGUACCAUGGUACCCUGAUCCUCUAGUACAAGCAUAUUAAUUGUAGAUAUA
Molecule: messenger RNA, 986 nt
Organism: Abrus precatorius (Indian licorice)
Lineage: Eukaryota; Viridiplantae; Streptophyta; Magnoliopsida; Fabales; Fabaceae
Product: cytochrome c6, chloroplastic
Exons: 6
Coding region: 199-717 (172 amino acids)
Molecular function (GO): iron ion binding; heme binding; electron transfer activity
Source: RefSeq, a predicted model, not a curated record